AUGGAGUUCCCGUUUGAUGUGGACGCGCUGCUUCCAGAGCGGAUCACGGUGCUGGACCAGCACCUGCGGCCCCCGGCCCGUCGACCCGGAACCACUACGCCAGCCCGCGUGGAUGUGCAGCAGCAGCUUAUGACCAUUGUAGAUGAACUGGGCAAGGCUUCCGCCAAGGCCCAGCACCUUCCUGCACCCAUCACCAGCGCCUCGAGGAUGCAGAGUAACCGCCACGUUAUGUAUGUGCUCAAAGACAGCUCGGCGCGACCGGCUGGAAAAGGAGCUAUCAUUGGUUUCCUCAAAGUUGGAUACAAGAAACUUUUUGUGCUGGAUGAUUGCGAGGCUCACAAUGAGGUGGAACCACUUUGCAUCCUGGACUUUUACAUCCAUGAGACACUUCAGCGCCACGGCCACGGGCGAGACCUCUUUGAGUAUAUGUUGCAGAAGGAGCGAGUUGAACCACACCAACUAGCCAUUGACCGGCCCUCACAGAAGCUGCUGAAGUUCCUAAACAAACACUACAAUCUGGAGACCACAGUGCCACAGGUGAACAACUUCGUGAUCUUUGAAGGCUUCUUUGCCCACCAGCAUCGGCCCCCUGCUCCCUCUCUGAGGGCAAUUCGACACUCGCGCGCUGCGGGGGACCCUGCGCCGGCCGCUCCAGCGAGGAAGCUGCCUCCCAAGAGAGCAGAGGGAGACAUUAAGCCGUACUCCUCAAGCGACCGAGAAUUCCUGAAGGUCGCUGUGGAGCCUCCUUGGCCCCUGAACAGAGCCCCUCGCCGGGCCACUCCUCCAGCCCACCCGCCGCGCUCCAGCAGCCUGGGCAACUCGCCGGAGCGAGGGCCCCUCCGCCCCUUCGUGCCAGAGCAGGAGCUGCUGCGCUCCCUGCGCCUCUGCCCCCCUCACCCUACCGCCCGCCUCCUGCUGGCCACCGACCCCGCGGCCAGCCCGGCCCAGCGCCGCCGCACCAGGGGGGCUCCCCCAGGGCUGGGAGCCCAGAGCUGCUGCUACAGCCGCUAUGGCGGGCUGAAUUCCUCAUCCCCCAGCGCAGACAGCCAAGAAUGGAAGCAGGGGGAACAGGAAACAGAGACUAGGGCUGCCGGCGAGGAGACUUUGUCACAGGAUGGGUGUGGGGAGGCCCCCACGCACACGGCGACUCCACAGGCCCCGGCCCCCCCAGCCCGGCACUGCACCGUGCCGGCGGACGUGUUCAACGCCAGGGCCAUUCGAAACCUGCAGGAGCGCCGCAGCACCAGGCCCUGGUGA
Molecule: messenger RNA, 1257 nt
Organism: Pipistrellus nathusii (Nathusius's pipistrelle)
Lineage: Eukaryota; Metazoa; Chordata; Mammalia; Chiroptera; Vespertilionidae
Source: the annotation of a GenBank genome assembly